Molecule: messenger RNA, 8664 nt
Organism: Phasianus colchicus (ring-necked pheasant)
Lineage: Eukaryota; Metazoa; Chordata; Aves; Galliformes; Phasianidae
Source: RefSeq, a predicted model, not a curated record
AAUGAGGGUUUCUGAGGAGAACUCACAGGAAAACUGUAUUUAUAGUGGUCAGGAAGCUGGCAUGAAAGCUGGCUGUGGCUAGUAACCGUGUGUACGCGUGUGCUGUUCUUCUCGAUGCUGAAGAAACUGUGUUUCUAGUGAAAGGAACUGCAAAGCAAUAAGUGAUUUUCAUCUACCAAAAAGCAGAAAGAAAAGAGCACACAAACAAUUCCAGCGUCCUCCCCUGACGCUCCAGUCAUCCUUGUCCCAUGUGGAUUUUGGCAGGAGCUGCAGCUUGUAAUGUCAUUUGGAGCUAUUAUAGGGAAGCAGUGGGAAACAUGGUACCAAACGGCAAUGUGCUUGCGUUGGUUGUCAUCUGUAAUUGUGUGAGUGCGCUCCUCCCCGCUAAUCCUCUUGCUGAAAUCCAUUACGGGGCGGCAGCAGCACCCACGCACAGAGCCCUGCUGCAGGCAGAGGGACUUGGCCUCGGGAAGUGGCUAUUGUGUUGUGAUUAAAGGGAAGGAUUAGAUUGGGAUUUCCUCGAACAAGGAAUUCAGUGCCCCACUUUUAUUGCUUGUAAUAAGGGGAUAGUAAUUGCUCUCCAUUACAAAACACCUCAGGAUCUUGUGAUGAAAGAUUUGUUGUAGAGCUAGGUAGCGUUCAGAGUCAGUUAUCUUCAGUGGGCUGGAGUCAUACAAACUCAAGUUUCUCUGCCCCAUCUGAUUACUCCUAGUAGGGCUCAAAACCAGCUGAGAUGAUAGAAAAAUUCUCUGAGUUUGGCUUUGAGUCGGGGGCCUAAUAUUGGUGUUUCGUGUUGAAUACACUUGCUGUAGUGGUGUCAUUCUAUGAGAGAGACAUGUGUGGUCCCACUGGAGGACAUUCAGCCACAUGGGCACAUUGGGAGGGCUGGGGAGGUUGAACAGGAGUAGUGCCAGCCACAAGGCCUGCUGGUACUAGAGCUAUGAGGGGAAGCAAGAGUUGUGUGGGAGCAGGCAGACGGCAGGCCACAGCCAGCAGGCCUCAGCCACUAGAGAACAACUGGAUGUUGUGCCAGAGGUCUCUAGGACUUGUAUUUUGUUCUUGACGCUCACCCAUGGAUUGUGUGGAGGGAAGUGGCUGUGAAGGAGAGAAGAGCUGUUUAGUGGGCAGUGGCUGGCAGGAGGAGGGGAACUGCCAGGCCUCUCCCCAGACAGGAUCUCCUGGCCCUGCUGGGUUUUUGAAGCAUCCUGCUUCCAUGGGCUGCAUGACAGAGAUUUCAAGCUCAAAUCUGUUUCCACUAAAAGUGGAAAAAUAAAUAUGGCUCAGUUUGGAAACAGAAUAUUCCAUGUAAAAUUUGAUUUUUGAUACCAUAUCUCCCCUAGUAUGUUUGCUUUUCAACAUGUCUAAUUUGAGACAGCUCCACGUUUCACAGUAUUCCCCCUUCGAAGUUAACCUCUCCCACAAGAUGUGAUUCGUCACCACUGUUGUUCAUUAAGAGUUGGUGGAAACGUAUCCUUAACUUCUUCAUACAGCCCUAUUUCUGCAGAGCUGAACAGUUUCCCAUGCUACUGCCAUUUGCUUUACUGCCACAAUACUUCAAGUGAAGGGGAACUGUGGAUUGAAUUGGGAUUGCAAGGGGUGGUCAGCAAACCCCCAGGUUAUCAACAGGCUGGGCCCUAACAGCUUCAGAGGCAUCAUCACGCCAUGUCUUUGCAUGCUGAGGGAUAAAAGGCACAAUGGGGCAUGGAUAUUUCCUCUCAGGAUGGGCAGUGGGCUUAGCCCCCUAGGUGAGGUCUGCAGGCACAAGGCUGCAGCCAGCACUGGGCCUGCCAGAUCGCAGCUUGUUCUUUCUAAAGAAAAACAAACAGACAAAAAAAAACAAAACAAAAAACAAAACAAAACAAAAAAAAAAAAACAAAAAAAAACCCAACAAAUGAAAGGCAUACCAAACGUUUUCCAGAUCCUUCAGGGAAUCCUGAGUAUUAAAUGCAGUGCCUUCGCUGCUCCCCUCGGGUCUCUGUUUGAUAAAACAAACUGACCCACUUCCAGUAAAAUUAACGCACUUAAAAUUUCAAAGGCAAUGCUGUUUAUCUUUUGCACAUUAAAUAUGAUUAAUUAUAUUACAAUUGAAAUUGGUAGGUGCUUUUAAAUUGCUUUGUGUCUGUGGUGAUAACUCUACAUGCCAAGGCACAUACAUUUGUGUUGCUUAUUGCUGGAAAUGAAGGCUAUAAUGACAAAGCUCACAAACUUGCAGUGUUCCUAUAAUAAGUCAGAGAAGUCUGGCAGUGCACUUUCAUUUUCAAAGCUAGACCUGAAUCAAGUCAAUAAAGCUGCAGACUUAUUAUGAGAUACAGUGUGGGUAAUGCAAACGACAACAACAAAAAAACCACCCAGAAUUUAAAAACAGGGCAUAAGGAAGAAAAAAAGUUAACCAACCAUAUAAGAAAAAGAAAUGCAACACAAAGGUACUGUGGCAGAUGGUGCCUUGAAAUGGUCCUUACUAAAUUGCAGUCGUGCAUUUUCCACUCUUUUUAAUUAAACAUUAGGUUUCAUUUAUUCCAGAUGUGUUUGCUUCAAAUAAACCCAGAUCUCUUGUUUUGUUUUGUUAAUGCAAAUUCUUCUUGGGUUCCUGUGAUGUGCAGACAGUGGUAAAGGCCAUGUAGUGGGGGCCAUGAUGAUCUCUCUCUGUUCUGGCUUAUGGUUGCAUUCUCCCUAGAUAUUCACAGUUCUUUAUACAGAUGGAGUUAAGUGUGCAGAUGUCUUAGGGACCAUGCAGAGAGUGAGUGAAUGGGAUGUGGGGACGGCUGGGAAGCCUUGCUGCUUGAAUGUGAUGUGUUCAGAAGGAAGGAGGAAAUGGGAAUUGCUGUGAAAUCUCUGAUCCAGUAUAAUGAUUUUCAUCUAUGUGCUUGCAGCUCAAGUUUAUAAAAUGGCCAGACUGCUGUCUUGAUUUAUUUGUACUUAAAGAAAAAGCUCACCUCUGGCAAGGCUGAAGCACUUGAGGCCAUCACAUCCCACUCCCAGCUCACUGCCUGUGCUUCUGCUCUCCUGAUCCUUUUGUGUGACCAUGUGUGCCUGUGGCUGUCACCUUUGGCUGGUGGCUGGGGCUGGGGAGGGGGCCAGCGGGAAGGACAGGCAGUCAGAGGGCAGUUGUGCACUCUGGAGAAGGCAAGAGACGCUUAUUAUUUCACUUAGGACUGUUUGCUUUGGCUCGCUCUUAAAUUCAGUGAUAAACAGCAAGCAAAUCCCUUCAGUCAGCGGGAAUAUAUCAAUAAAAUAUUGAUUCUGAGUUGAAAAGAAAAGAAGGCGAACUUACGGAAAAGGGCACAAAAGGCAUGUGGAAAGUGGCACGGUCUGGAGAAUGAAAAUCACAACGCAUACUUCACAUCAUUCGUGUGGUGUUGGAGGGCAGGGUUCUGGCCUCAUCCUGUGCAUGCGGUUAGAAAAUAAAACAGGCUUGGGCUGCAAGGCAUCAAGAAAGCAGAAACAUUUGUGGGAGAGGGAUGGGAGAGCACUUGUACAUGUGCCCACAGGCAAAGCGUGCAAAUCUGGGGGGGCACCAUGAGAGUGAGCUCAGGGGGGAGCUUGUCCAGGAGGAAACAUGGAGUGACAAAUUCUUUUUGCUUUUCUCCUGGUGUUUGGUAUAAGUGAACUGUAGGGAUUUUAACUUCAAAAUUGUGCCAAAUCAACCAAUGCAGUGAAAAAAAGAAAGAAAAAAAGAAAGAAAAUCUGUUUAUUAACUCAUGUGAAGAAGUAGUGUGAGGCUGACUAAAGGUUUUUCCAAAACUGCUAGUGAAUUUUUGGUGCCUCUUUGCUACUUAGAUGUUCCACUUUUAAAAGUGUCAUGCGUAAAAACUGGGCCUGUUUUAGGCCUGUAAGGUUGGAUAUGUGAAAAUGAAGGCACUCAAAACCCCAUUUUCUUGUGAAGUAAUGAAGCUUGUAAAACAUUUAUCUUUUAUUAACAGUUAACAGCUUUGCAAGCUAUUUCAUGUAUAAAAUGGGCUGGUGCUGGCCUGAGUAGGGAGUAUAGAACUAACCUUGCUGUCUCUUGUUAUUUUUAAGCUGAAAUGAUUUUCCAAUUAGACACAGAAAUCACAGACAAAUCCCUACCUUUCUACUACACCACAGUAGUUCAUGGGGACAGAAAUGCUGUCUACUAAAGUUUUUAAAGUGGAUUAGCUAGUGAAAUUAUUUAAGAACUAAAGCUUAGCCUGGGUAGUCCCAUAAUCAAAAGUAGUUUAUUUUGGUAAUGGUUGCACUGCAGUGGGGUGGGUUAUAAGAAUACAUGAUACUGCAGUUUCAGGGGGUUCACGCAGAGGACGCUGUCUGUAGAAAGUGUCCGUGUUUCUUACCUUACCAAAUAAUCUGCUGUAGCUGUAUGAUUAAGUUAAAAAGAAUUUCUUCACUGUUGGCCAACGAUAAUACGUGAAAAGUCAAUAAACAGCACGGCAUAGCACACAGAGCUCAUCCUGCGUCCUGAGAGAAGGGAUUUCUGCUGACCUGGGUGGCUCAAAUCAGCUAGUAUUUUGAGUUAGGAUCUUUGCUCCCAAAGGCCAAAUGUCAUUAGCUGUGAUGAUAAGCAUCAACACUUGGGUCUGAAUUCAAGAAAAUGUGUCUGCUGUUGUCAAAACCUAGGCAAGGAUCUGGUUGGGAUAAAUUUUGACAAACCCUGGGAGAGCCAGCUCAUGACUGGAUUGCAAAUUGCAGCUCCAUAUCCUAGGUAAAGCCAGGUACACUGAAGCAAGCACUCAAAUAAUAACAAAAUAGCAAUUUAAAACCUGUGCAUGAUGAAGAUGAAGCAUUACACACCCUGCAAAUGGGGAAUUGCUGCCACGGAGCCUCCCUGCCCUGGGGCCCUCCAUUGCUGUUGUGAGGUUAUCACUGAAUAAAUAAUGGCGCUGCAGCUCUUUUUGGGUUUUCAGAAGGUAACCGCAGGAGGGAGAAGGAGGUGGACACUGAUGCUUCCCUUGGGGACAUAUGCUUAUAUUUUUGUUAAGAGCUUGAAAGGGAAGAGUGAUUUUAUUAUGGCUUAAACUACAUCAUGCCACUUCUCAGAGAGCCCUGUAUUUACUGUUUUUAUGUAAAAGCCUGGAGAAGGGUCAUGGUGAGGGAAAGAAAAAUCAACAGCCUGACAGAUUUAAUGUUAAGUGUAAAAAGAAAGAGUUUGUUAUGAAGCAGUAAUCAGCUUAUCCUGCAGUGUAAGGACCAGGGCAUGCCCUCACAUUUGAAGAAGUAAGAAGAAAAGUACAAUAAAACUGUUCCCUUCAGCUUAGUGUUUUUACUGUGCUUUUCCCCAAAGCUGGUGGCUAACACGGCUUAGGUAAUGGCCUAACACUCUUUUUCCUAAUUUUAGGAAUGUAAUCAUCUAGUGGUUUAAACCCACUAUACUCAUACCAGAAAUGGGCUGCAUUUCCCCCCACCCUAUACCAGAGCCAUUAUGUGUGAGAUCAUCUGCUGUACUGAGAGGAGAUUUGCAGUCCAUCCUGCUGUAUAUGUUAGCGUAGUCAUUACUGACCUAGUUGUAGACAUAAUAAUGAAAGGCUGAGAUUAUGAAUUAUUAUGCCUAAUUUGUAAAGGAUUCACUGCUUUUGUGUUUUGCAGUUCUCAUCAGGCUUGAGGAUUAAGGCCUGCUGAAUUGCAUCUUAAUACCAAUGUGCUUCAAAUAUAUGUGGGCUUAUAUCACAUAUUUUCCUAAUUCACUAUUUUGAUAAACAGCAAUUUCACUGGAAAUAUUUACUUUUCAAAAACUUGUUGGAAGCCCAACCAAACUCUGCUGAGCAAAGUGAGCUUGCUGUACCCUCCAUCUGCUCUGAUCCCACAUCCAGCAAGCUCUCCUAAUGGCAGAACACCAAACUGUAGCUCUACCAAAAGAUGUGCAAGCUUUUGCAAUUUGUUAAAGGGAGGGAGAUAUAGCAAUUUCGAACCACCGUGUGGGCUUGCUUUCAAUUACAGCUUGAGAUGAAAACAUCUUAUUUACAUACUUCAUCCAAAUGUUCUGACAGUGCAAGCUUGGUCCUAACAACACAUAUUCCCAGUGGUUGCGUGGUGAUACUGUGAAGGUUCCUAUAAAACAUAAAGGGCAUGCAAUAUCAUUGUAUAUAUGCGUGAGCUUCGGUGGCAGAAUAAGCCUUUCAAAACCAUUUCUCUUAGUUGCCUUCUGCAACUAAGUACAGAAGGCUGUACUAAGCUCCUUGGCAGCCUUAAAUCAAUAUGUAGGAUCUACAUGAGUUGGUAACUUGCUGAGUUUGUGAACAAAUAGGUCACUACUAGACCCCGUUUGUGCCUUGCUGCAGUCUCUUGAGCAGCUCCUGUUGUGUGCAUGGCUCAGUCCUCGCCAAUCUGGAAUCCCUGUCAUUCCUGCAGGAUGCUCCUGCUCCAAUGCCCGCUGCUCUUGCUGCUGCUGCCACUCAGCUCCAGGAUGCAGAAGCUGCCUACCAGAGAUGAGGAGCUCUUCCAGAUGCAGAUUCGGGACAAGGCAUUUUUUCAUGAUUCGUCAGUCAUCCCAGAUGGAGCCGAAAUUAGCAGCUACCUCUUUCGAGACACACCUAAAAGGUACUUUUUUGUGGUGGAAGAGGACAACACACCCCUAGCAGUAACAGUGACACCCUGUGAUGCUCCCCUGGAGUGGAAACUGAGUGUACAGGAGCUCCCAGAGGAAGCCAGUGGAGAAGGUUCAGGUGAACCUGAACCUCUCGAGCAACAGAAACAGCAGAUUACUAAUGAAGAAGGCACAGAGCUGUUCUCUUACAAAGGCAACGAUGUUGAGUAUUUUGUGUCCUCUAGUUCUCCUUCUGGUUUGUACCAACUAGAUUUGCUGUCAACAGAGAAGGAUACACAUUUUAAAGUGUAUGCAACUACUACUCCAGAAUCCGACCAACCUUACCCCGAAUUACCUUAUGAUCCAAGAAUUGAUGUUACUUCUUUGGGACGUACGACAGUAACGCUGGCAUGGAAGCCAAGUCCCACGGCCUCAUUGCUGAAACAGCCAAUUCAGUAUUGCAUAGUCAUCAAUAAAGAGCACAAUUUCAAAAGCCUCUGUGCUGUUGAAGCCAAGCUUAGCUCUGAUGAUGCCUUCAUGAUGGCUCCAAAACCAGGUCUGGAUUUCAGUCCAUUUGACUUUGCCCAUUUUGGCUUCCCCUCAGACAACAAUGCUGGCAAAGAACGUGGUUUCCUAAAAUCACCAUCAAAAUUUGGGCGCCAAACAUCCUCAAAGCCAAGAGUUGACCUGCAUAAAGUUUGUGUUGGGAACAAGAACAUCUUCACGGUGUCUGACCUGAAGCCUGACACACAGUACUACUUUGACAUGUUUGCAGUAAACACUAACACGAACCUGAGCACCGCGUAUGUUGGCACCUUUGCCAGAACGAAGGAGGAGGCCAAGCAGAAAACAGUUGAGCUGAAGGAUGGCAAAGUUACAGAUGUGUUCAUCAAGAGGAAGGGAGCCAAAUUUCUGCGGUUUGCUCCAGUUUCAUCUCAUCAGAAGGUCACCUUUUCUGUUCAUUCGUGCCUAGAUGCUGUUCAGAUCCAAGUUAGAAGAGAUGGCAAGCUACUCUUAUCUCAAAACGUGGAAGGAGUACGGCAGUUCCAGCUGCGAGGGAAAGCAAAAGCUAAAUAUCUAAUCAGGCUGAAAGGGAACAAAAAAGGUGCUUCUAUGCUGAAGAUUCUGGCAACAACAAGGCCAAACAAGCAGUUAUUUCCUUCUCUUCCUGAAGAUACGAGAAUCAAAGCUUUUGACAAACUCCGCACGUGUUCUUCAGUCACAGUGGCAUGGCUCGGCACACAGGAGAGAAACAAAUUCUGCAUCUACAAGAAGGAGGUGGAUGACAACUACAAUGAGGAGCAGAAGAAAAGAGAACAGAACCAGUGCUUGGGUCCAGAUACAAGGAAGAAAUCAGAAAAGGUUCUCUGUAAAUACUUUCACAGCCAGAAUAUACAGAAAGCAGUUACCACAGAGACAAUCCGGGGCCUGCAGUCUGGCAAGUCCUACUUGCUGGACGUGUACGUCAUUGGGCACGGAGGGCACUCUGUCAAAUACCAGAGCAAAUUGGUGAAAACGAGGAAGUUCUGUUAGUGCACCUGUAAAUAGAGAUAUAUGGAACUCCACUCUGAACAUUAUCCUACUUCCCAGUAUACAGUUUGACUACUUGCACAGCUGAGAAGUUGUGGCCUGUAUUUGUACUGUGUAGAAAAGAUAUCAACUUGUAUAUUUAUGUUUACAUAAGUGAUUGUUUGGAGGAACUGAGGCCGGUGCUCUUUGGCAGCAUCUGACAGCUGUACUAUCAUGUGUCUGGUGAACCACAUUCGAUGCUCAGUAGAUGUCUGAGGCAGCAGUAAACCUUGCAGGAACUGACACUCCUUCGCUUCCACAUUGCAUGAACUGCUUCUAAAUUAUUUUAUACUUAAAAGGCUGAGAUAAAUCAUUCAUCCUCCUUAUUACUCACACGCAAAACAAACAGGAAUACACCCUUUCUCUGAGUGUAGAUGGUAGAGUUUCUGUAAAUUAUUUUAUAGAGUCUUGUUUUAAAUGUUUAUGUUUCUAUGAUUGUAAACUAUUAAAAUCUUUCCCCAUUUAAAUACAGAUCUAAACUAAAUAUUAACUGAGCUGCACAUGAUUCAGUUUCAUUGCUAAUGUAAAUUCUUACCUAGCUGAUUUUUGCAUUUAAAUACUGUAUGUAUUUCAUGUACAAAAUUGCCAUAACGUUAUAUUCC